GGGGAAGGCGGCUCCCGCCGGGCCCAGCGCGGCGGCGGAUGGCGGGGGGGCCGCGCCCGGCGGGGGCCGGCGGGGGCGCCCGCUGAGCGGCGGCGGCGGCGGCGAUGCCGAGGGGCCCGGCUCGGCGGGGCGCGCCCGCGGGGCCAUGAGGGCGGGCUCCGGCCAUGGCCCAUGGCAGCGCGGCGGUCAUGCUGAAGUGCGUGGUGGUGGGGGACGGCGCCGUGGGCAAGACGUGCCUGCUGAUGAGCUACGCCAACGACGCCUUCCCCGAGGAGUACGUGCCCACCGUCUUCGACCACUACGCAGUCAGCGUCACCGUCGGGGGCAAGCAGUACCUGCUGGGGCUGUACGACACCGCCGGCCAGGAAGACUAUGAUCGUCUGAGACCUUUAUCUUACCCUAUGACCGAUGUCUUCCUUAUCUGCUUCUCAGUGGUAAACCCUGCUUCAUUUCAAAAUGUGAAGGAAGAGUGGGUACCGGAGUUGAAGGAAUAUGCACCUAAUGUUCCCUUUUUACUAGUAGGAACACAGAUUGAUCUCCGUGAUGACCCAAAAACUCUGGCAAGACUGAAUGAUAUGAAAGAGAAGCCCGUAUCUGUGGAGCAAGGACAGAAGUUAGCAAAAGAGAUAGGAGCCUACUGUUAUGUGGAGUGUUCAGCUUUAACACAGAAAGGACUGAAGACUGUUUUUGAUGAAGCUAUUAUAGCCAUUCUAACUCCAAAGAAACACACAGUGAAGAAGAGAAUAGGCUCAAGAUGCAUAAACUGCUGUUUGAUCACGUGAGAAACAUUUGACAAUGGCCAGGCUUACUGUGAAAUUCUACUGAUUUUAAAUACAAUGCAUUAAGUACAUAGUGAAUUCGUUCCAGGUUUGAAAGUUAAACCUACGUUUCUGCCUUCUACAACCAGUGAAAUCCAGAGGAAUAAAAUCAAACUCAACAAACUUGUAAUAAGAAGCCACCAUAUCUGUUACAAAUAUUUUAUUCAGACUGGAAGGUACAAUCUCUCAGGGUUACACAGUCUAGAGGAAGCAAAAACUGCACCAUGCUGAAAUGGCAUCUAUGUGAUUUUACUGAAUGGAGAUGCUUGGCCUGAAAUAUUCUAACUGAAUUUGGACAGUCUUCUGCUUUGACUAUAUAUAUAUAGCUCUUAAAAAAAACCCAACUUUUGCACAGUCUGUAUGGAAUCUGCACAAAGAAAUACCUUGUCUCUUUUUGCUCCAGUUAUCUGCUUUUGUAUGUAAGCUGCUUCCGGUUCCAGUGUAUCCACAGAGGUGCAAUAAUCAGACCAGCCAUAUAGCCAAAGGUAGCUCCGAGGGAACAGGAAAUGGGCCAUACCUGAGGGGAGAACGCAAGGUAAAAGCAGACAAUGAGGAAAAUGUCUGUGGUUUUUUGUACUUCAUGAGCACAAAGUCUAGGUACUGAAAGACAGCAGUCUUAUUCUAUUUUAAAGCUUGAUGUGCUUUCCUAUAAACACCAAAAGCGUAACAAUCAUCUUCAUGAACACUAAAUGCUGUUGUACAGUUUAUAAUUAAUAUGCAUUAAAAUGUAAGCAGGCUUCUGGCUAUUGCAGACUUUAGUUUGAUAGUCCAAAAACUAUGUGGAAAAAAAAACCCUCAGAAGGAUUUCUAUUUCCUGAUGCAUUCAGCUGACCUAACUUCCUACUCUGCUGCACACAUUUGGAUACCUACAGAUUUCUCAGCAAUUUCUCCUUUCAAUCUCUCAUGGUGUUUUGAAACUUUUAGAUGUGUAUAGAGGAACUAGUAUUCAAAUAAGGCCAGCGACUGAGGUGGAUAGAGGUUUGUUGGCUUUUUUUUUUUUUUUUUUCUGAAAAGUAUGUAGAAGGAUAAAUUUCCCUUUAGCUAGCAGUAGGGAAGGAACACAAAUUUGGAAGCUGACUGAACAUCUUGCACCCAGGUCAUCAAACUUGUAGUAAGCCAGUUAUGUCAAAGAGAGCUUUAAUUAUAUGCUCUAUUUUCUAGUAUACGAAAAGGAAGCCGACUCAAUAUAUCUGACUCACUUUAACAAACCAUCUUGUGUAAUAAGCCAGAGUAGUAAUGGAAUUCUUCCCUGCCUUUUCUUUUUUUUCAUUGGUAUUGAUUUGCAGGGAGGAGUGGCCAAACUAGUUUGUCAUCAGAUGUAGCUUAUAAUACCAGUCCACUCCAUACUGCAUUUGAUGAAAGUCUCAACUAAGGUGGUAAUUAAUUUAUUUAUUUUAGAAUAAACAGAAUUCCCAGGCCUCUUUAAAAUUCUCCUUUGCAUUUCUUUUUCUUUUUUUUUGCAAGGACAGUUUUGCAGUUCCUGCUGUACAGUACAUAUUCCUAAAGCAAGGACGGACUGGACUCUCCUAUUCUUUUGUUUUUUAAAUUAAGGGGGAUAUUCCCCCCCGCCAUAGUCUCACUUGAGACUGAGAAAUGCACUAGACAAGAGAGGAAAUAUCCCAAUCUCCAGCCUUGUUUUCUACUUCACUUUGACUUGCAAUUCAUGAAUAUCAAAUGAACGUACUCUUAACGGUACUGGUUCCUCCUUUCAUUCAUUUUCCUAGCUCUGAUUCUUCUCUUUACUUCAUUAUAACUUAAAAGAAUAUAUUUAUUCACAUCCUUUGAUCAUGGGAAUUUUAACUACGAAUAAGAGUAAUGUAUUUUGUCCUCUGCUCUUUCAUCUUCAAUCUCCUCAGUUGUUUCAUCUUCACAUUCCUUAGCAUUUACAGAUUUAUGUUAUUUGGAGGUCUUAAGGAGUGUAGCAAAGAUGAUUAUUAAACAAGGUGCCUUAGGUACUCUUUAUUGACCUUGUUUCAUUCUUUCACUUUCAUGCAUUCUGUCUCUGCUGCUUGUUUUUGUUGCUGAGUAUUUCAGCAGUUGCCUCACAAGCCAAAGAUUUGCUUGUUUUCAUUCAUUUACUGUGUAUUGUAGAUCAUCUAUAAAAAGCCUUGAGAGGCUUUGGCAUGGUAAGUACUACAUGUAUUUGAAACUCACAUAAGUUUGUGGCCUUGGCUAAACUUACACUUCAGGUGGAUCUUUUCAACUUUUAAACGAAAUGUAAUUAUUUCUAGCAUUCUGCAUAUUACACAUGUCUAAAGAACAAUAAAAAAAAUCCCUGAAACCUUUCCACUCACUCAGUAACAUUCAUAUGGAACACAAGUCAUACUUUUUUAUCCACUGAUGAAGUCAAAUACCACUGUAAUAUCCACAAAAGUAUGGACAACGGCUUCUUAAUUCGGUGGUGCUUUUACAUCAUAUUUGCUGAGUGAUCAAUGAUCAAUCUUUCAUUCAAUUUUUACCUACAUUAGGUGAAUUUGUAGUUGCCUAUUUGCUUUCCAGAACUAUGGUAGAUGAUGGACUCGGAAUUGAUCAUAUUCCCCUAACUAGAGAGCAAAUAUCUCUGAUGACCCAAUGACCCUGUAUAUUGUGCUAUUUUGUGUAUAGUGGGUGAUUUAUUGGUAUGAUUAAAAAGAUCUCUGAUGAUUGUUGUAGCCUCUUUCACCUGACUGAACUGUAACUCGGGAUGUGUUUUUUCAAUAGCUAUGUAACUUUUAAUAUUAGUUAUGCCUCUGUCUGUCUUCUAAAACCUUCGAUUUUUGCUUUGGUUUUUAAAAGUCUGUGUUACCUUACAUAAGUUUCAGGCUCUCUCUCUUUAACAGUUGAAUCUCUGACCUCUGAACACUCACAAAUGGCAGGUGGAAAAGACAGGGAACAAAGGGAAGAAAACAUAAAACAUGCCAUCUACCCAUCUAUGAAUAAGACAGAAAGAGACACCACCUCAUCCCUUCUAGUGGCAUGGAACAGAGGGGUGCUAGGCUGGGCACUUAUUCUUACUGUGCUGCUUGGACAGCCCAAAGUAGUUUUGAGGGCAGCUUGAUUGGCCUUUUGAAAACUCCCUAAACACAGCAGUUACAAGCCUGGACUUAAGAGUGUUCCUGUCCUUCUACCAUUUUCUCUGACCCUCAAGACUACCAGUUUUGCACCUUUUAUUCUUGUCUGAUGACUUUUAGGCUACAUAUAGCCUGAAGCACCCAUGGGUAUAUCUAAAGCAGCAAGUUAUCAAAGACAGAUUAAGAUAUGGUUCUUAAGCACAUCAGCUGCACUAAAAUAACACCACUUUCACAUGCUUUUGACUGUCUACAAAAUGGGUUGCUUCUUUCUGUGGAAGUGGGUUGCUUUAUUUUGCAUUAGCUGCUGGCCUCAUUUUUCUGAGACACAAUCACUUUCUUCUGGACUUUUUUAAAUGACUUUGACUUACUCAAUUGGCCUGCUUUUGCCCUCUUUUUCAUAUUAUCUCAAACUUGGUUUAAAGUCCUUGACUUGGUAUGAACUGCCUGUAAGUGAUAAAAAUCUAAGCAGCAAAUAGCUGUUUCAAGAGAUUCCAUUCUGCUUGCUUAAAAUAUGCAACUUGUAAUACACCCCUCUCAUCCCCUGAGAACUUUUCAGCUCAGUUUCUCCUACGCCAUGCUCCCUUCUGCCUUGAGGAGGCUGACAUGUCCUGCCCCAGUACUGAUGUCAUGUCUGGGCUGGGUCAGCAGCAGGGGAAUAAGAUGUUAGGCCACAUGGCCUGGCUGCACUUUUGUUGAGGGGAAAAAAUGGCCGAUAAGGAGAAAAAAGUGUGGGGAGCGCAGGAGAUAGAACAGAACAUUUUUCAUGAAACUGUCAUUAAAUGCCUUAUCUGUCUCAGCAGAUGGGACACAUCAGCUACCAUUCUCACAGUCUAACACAAGAAGAAUCAGUUUGCAUAUCAAAUGCAUGAUGAAAAGGGCAAAUUUUAACAACCUGUAUGUAGAUGAUUACUAGGAACCUGAACAGCAGCUUGGCAAAAACAAAUUUUAACAAGAACAAAAAAUGCUUUUUAAUGGACAGAGCAUGAGCCAGUGUUCAAUGCAAAAUUAUUCUGAUUUCUGCUAUUCGUUGAAAUUUUCUUUUUGCCUUUUCAUCUGGCAGCAGUGUUAGGACUUCACAGGAAUUUCUUUAGGCUAGCUAAAUAGACACUGCAGAACUGCAAGGAUUUUAGUAUAUACUAGAACUAAUUUUAAGAAUAAUGACUCAAAAUAGGAAUUGCCAACCUUUCAGGACACAAAUGAGCUAGUUUUCCUCAGUGCUCUUUAGGGCACCUAAGAUUCUAUGAUGUCAGAAUGCUUAGCAUAUUGCAUGGAAAGCAGAGCAUGCUGCAGGAUCCCAGCAAGGUAUUAGCUCUGCUGGACUGUGCAUGUAACUAGCUAAACCAGAAUUCUGACUGCAUGACAGGUUUUUCAUCUAUUACCAGUCUUGCAUCCCAUGCAAGGGAAUUACAUAGACAUUGAUAAGGACAUAAGGGCCAGAUUCUUAUAGACCAGAGGAGCAACACAAAGUUUUUAAAGAUAUUAUGAAGUAAGCAGCUGCCUGCUGGAAUUUUUAUUAUAAAAAUGCAAAUAGAGUGGGGCAAUCUACUGUAUUUACUUUUCAGUAAACUUAAGAGUGUUUUUCUCAUAUUCCUAAACAUGAUUUUUUGUAUGCUUACUGUUUCAAAAGACUAAUUUCUGACUGUCAAUUAGAAGGCUAUGUAAUAAUUUUUGUUUCAUUUUAAAAUUGAAUAAAUGAGCACAAUUAUUUUCCCUCCCUGUUUCUAACAUGCCUUAAAUUCCUGAUUGUUUAGUCUGUACUGUCUUAAAAACUUCAGUACAUGCCUUUAAUCUAUUUUGGUUGCAUGCACAUGUUAACUACAAGGAUCUUAUCACAUUGUACAGAAUGUGUGUGUUGACAAGCACACACCAAGAAGAAAGUGUGAGGUUUUUUUCAGGCUGGCAUUUGUAACUAGAAGUUUGUUUAAUGGAUUUGUGUUCUAAAGUUAUAGCAAGCACAACAGCCUUUGAUCUCACCAUAAAGGUUUACACUGAGAAAACAUAUUGCUAAAUAAACAAUGAUAACCACA
This is a messenger RNA of Taeniopygia guttata (zebra finch), 5895 nucleotides long. It is a transcript of the gene RHOQ, whose product is annotated as ras homolog family member Q. The record is from RefSeq and is a predicted model, not a curated record. Gene Ontology annotation, molecular function: GTP binding; GTPase activity. Gene Ontology annotation, biological process: small GTPase-mediated signal transduction. Lineage: Eukaryota; Metazoa; Chordata; Aves; Passeriformes; Estrildidae.